UAGAGUGUAUAUUUUUCAGGUACAGUCAAGAUGAAAGGAAAAGCUGGUCGUCAGUCACACAAAGCCACUAACACCUUUGUGUUUCGUGGUUUUGGUGAAAAAGUGCGAGCAUUGCGCGUCAGUGCCAGAAAAUACCUGUUGCAACGUCCCCAAAACACUGAAGGUGAAAAUACAACCUUUAUUUAUGAGGCAGUAUGCAAGGCUAAAGACCUGAAUGUUACUCAAGAGUUUAAGACAUUUCUGCGUGAGCUGGGAAAUGAAAUACAGACGACUGGUCAACUGGUGAUUCAUGAAAACCACAUUGCUAGCUGUAUAUCAACACACAUUAGCAAUCCAGAAACGUCAGCUCUUCAACCUGUAUGUGAUGUUUUGGUAGCUUUUGCUAAUGACCUUCCUCAAGAGUUUUACAGUAAACAUUUCUAUAACUUUUUGCCAAAACUCAUUGCUCAUUUAUCUAUGAAGGACCCAGAGGUGAUUGAAACAGUGUUUUUGUGUAUUGUAUCCUUAUUUGUUGUUUUACAGAAGUAUCUUUAUGAAGAUUUUUACACUUUGUAUCAUGUGAACAAGUUCUCACAUCUCCUUUCCAAGUCAUAUCCUUGGUACAUUAAUGAGCUUGCUGCUCAGAGUCUUGGAGUGUUAGUUCGUAAGAUUCCUAAGAAAAACUGGUUUAUUUCUAUGUCCCUGAGAAAACUCAAGAAAGAUGAAUCCCAGGUGGAAGGUUUGGGGCGUGUUUUUGCUUCAAUGAUGAAGUCGGAUGUUAUCCAAAGAGUUCAUAGCUGUACUCCAAAGAUAUUAGACAAAUUAUUGGAAAAUUUAAGUGGCAGUGAUGAAGUACCACAAGAACCAGCCUUGGAAACUGUUAAGUUUACAGUGUCUUUAUUGGCCAAAUACAUAACAACUCCUCAUCCAGAUAAGAAUGUUGCAUGGCAAACUUUAUGGAAGGAAGAUAAUUCUCUUGUGUGGCCAACUUUUUGGGACUGUACAAAAAGAUUGAUUUCUCAGGAUGAUGCAGAUACUCAUCGUCAUUUAAACUGUGUUUUGCAAGUACUUCAUGUCUUGUUAUCCCAUAAACAAGGAGCACUGAUAACAGAUGUAAAUGAUACAGUGGUUAAUUGUGUAAAUGUACUUGAAUCCCCACUACCAGACACUGUGGGAUAUACAAUGGCAGAAACUUUGGCAACAUUGCUAGCAUUCCCUGCAGACAAACUUAAUCACUCUGCCUUGAAGAGAAUUGUCUCUUCAUUUUUGUCCUGUAGUUAUUCUCCUGCUGUUAAAUUGAGUUUUGUGAAGCAAGUUACUAACCUAGAAAGGUUUGAUGGAGAAAUACUUAAUUUAGUUUUACCAUGCCUGGAGUGUAUGAUGGGUGAAAGUGAAGAUCAAGGUAUUGCUAGGAAUAUUUUAGAGUUAAUUGCUGACAUAACCAUUCAGAAACGACCUCCUUGCACAUCUGGGCAGGAGCUGAGUACCUGGAAUCCUUAUCUGUUAAACUUUGCUGUUCCUGGUUUAAAUGGACAGAUGUAUAUUGGCCAAUAUAUUGAGAAGGAAAUAAAGAAAGGUAUUUCUGAAAAACUUUCAAACCUUGAGGAUUUGUCUCUGUGCUUACUGUGUAUGCCUCAUAUAAUGCAUUUGAAAAACCAGGAAUUUACUUCAUUUUUGACCAAGAUUUUGGACAAUGCUAUGUCUAUGUUAAAAGAUGAAGCACAGAGAAUAGUUGACACUGUCGCACCUUUAAGCAAGAAAAAGAAGUCUGAAGUACCAGUUCCAGAAUUUGCUCUUGAUAUGAAUGUAAAAUCUGAAAUUCCUUUGUUUGCAAGACAAGUGUUAUUUUUGAUCAGUUUAGUGGUUGAAGUUAUGUCACAUACACUCUCAAAGGAAGAUUUUCUUGCAAGUUUAUGUCAGGUCAAACUUGAGGAACUGCUUAAGAAGAAAAACCACUAUAGAGAAAAUGUACAUAUCUUAAGAGCAGUUGAUAUUUAUUUUACUGUUGCUUCAUCUGUGAAUCAAAAGAACAUCAUGAGUGAAGAAUAUUUGAAAGAAAUUUAUACAUAUCUGGCUCCAGGCCUGGCUUCAUCAAACCCCCAGGUUCGUUUCCUAAUUCUUCAUAUAUUGUCAUUGUUUCCUAUAACCUUGGCUCCUUCAGAAAAUUCUGCUGAUGAUAUUGAGAAUGUUUUCCAAAUCUUGUUGAAAGCUGAGUCUGUACCCAUCACACCUUGGGAGUUUAGAGAUCGCCUCCGUUUUAUUACAAUGGUGGACGCUGAUCAUUUGAAACCACAUGUCCCAGUAUCAGGAGAUUAUAAUGAGGCUCCAUUGUUAUUUUUGAUUGGGCAGUUAUAUACAAAUUACCAGGACCUUUGGAAUCCAGUUUUGAAGACAAUAGCAGGCUUUGCUUAUUCUAUGCCACUUGAUGUAUUUUGGCCUCUUUGGUUUUCAAAGUUGAAAAUAGCUUCUCAUACAACACAAGAAGUUUUACUGAGAAAGCAGGUAGAUCCUGAUCAAGAUCUUCACCUAUCUUGUAGUGUCCUUUCUGAUGUUGAUUGCAUAUUAACACUGCAUUCAGGUUAUUCUAAAUUACCAUUAAAACCUAAUCAUUUGAAUUUCCGUGACUUACUUUGGAGAGCAAUGGACAAGUUCCCAGAUAUUUGUGAAAAUAAAAACAGGGACUUGGUACCAUUGUUCUUUGGUUUCUUGGAGAAAGAAUUUUUUCCUGUAGAUUUUACUGUGGCACCAACACAAGAUAUUACUUUUGAACGAGGGCAGCAGGAGUUUGUAAGUAGUGGAAAUGAUGAUGUAUCACAGCAACAUGAGGAUGGGACGGAAAUAGGUAAAGAUCUAGAAGACUUGGAGGAAGAUGAAGGCAGUGCUGAGUAUCCUAGAAGAGCAUCAGUCAAAUCACUCAGUGAGCAACUUACACUCUUCUCCAGAUUUCAUAACCCAAGGAUGCUUGCUCAGUCAAAAAAGCUGGAAUCUAUGUACCUAGAACUGUUAACACACCCUUCACCUUCGCUUCAAAAGCUAUCCUUUGACUGCUUAUUAGGUUAUAAUCAUGCUUUUUUAACUCCAUACAAAGAUCAUAUGUACAAAUUACUAGAUGACAAGUCUUUCAAGAAUGCUUUAACACUAUUUUCAAUUGAUGGGUCAGAGAAGACAUUAGAUGAUGAACACAGAAAAGAUUUCAUGCCAUAUCUGAUGAGAGUAUUGUAUGGAAAAAUGCACUACAAGACUGGCUCUAAUAGUGCAGGCAAAGGUAGGAUUAAUGUUCGUAAAGCUGUAAUUCUACGAUUUUUAGCUGGUGCUAGUGAGGAAGAGUUUCAGACAUUUCUUGACUUGGCAUAUGAUGUCAUACUGGGCCAUCUUAAUGGAUCUGCUUUAGAUAUUGUUAACAGAGGUAGAGAUGAUCUGGACCUCAAGAAUGUUGUGCCACUUAAUAGAUUGCAAGGAGCACUUACAACUAUGGAAAAUAUUAUUGAAAGAAUUGCAAAUAUAAUGACUGUAAAAAGAUCUUUACUCCUGAAAGUAAUUAUCUUCAUAGCAAAUUUAUCAUCUCUGAUUCUUGAACGACGUUCUGAAAUAAAGAAACGCCAUGUCUCUUAUUUGAAGCAUAUCAGACAACAGGCUCAAAAACAGAUUGUGAGCUUCUUUUCACUUAUUGAAGAUUAUGAGUGGCACUCCAAUGAAAUUGAUGCUGUGUUUGAAACUAUGGUUUGGCCUAAUUUGAGACGUUUACCAGAUGAAGGCCUCUCAUCACCUGUUCCACUUUUGAAUUUGUUUGAAUGUUGGGCGGAAAAUCCAAGGUAUUUCCCAUUACUAGCCAAGGUUCACAUGGAUGAUGUUACUCUGACACCACUGACUUACGUUGUAAAGCUUGUUUCUAAUGAGAAGUGCAGUAAUAAGGUAAGAGCUGUUGUUUUCAACAUGGUAGAAAAGCUUCUUACUCUGAAAGAUUAUGAGGAAACUCUGAAAGAUCAUGAGGAAACUACAUUAAAUGAAAAUGAUGAAGCCCUUCCUUUAGUGGUGUGUCCUCCUUUAGUGGAGGUGAAAAGAUUGAUGUCACGAGAUGGCCUCACACUGCAGAAUUAUGGUUCUGCCCUCCUUGUACCUCACUUGCAAGGGUUGCUACAGAGCAUGAAAAUAUUAAUAACAAAUCUUAGCAAAGGCAUUGCAGUUACACAGAGGGACCUGACAAUUCUUAGUAGUUUAACAGAAUGGUUUACUGACAAAGGUGUAAGUGAGGAACUUUUGACACUAAUAAUUCCUCUUAUUGUAAAUAAGCAUGUUAAGAAAGCUGAGGUCAUUGCACAAUUGCUUACAACGUGCUCUUAUUUGCUUCCUGUCAUUGAUAACAAUAAGCAGUUUGUACGUCCCUUAAUCUCGCAGUUUGGUUGCAUAGUGGACCGAGCAUCUCGUGAUGCAUUGUGCAAAGCCGUAACUGCCAUUGCUUCUACGAAUCCUGAAUAUAAGGACAUUGCAGACUUAGCAGCUAACCUCAAUUCUUGGAAUCCAAAGUUCAUUGAUGAAGUAGAUUAUGAACGUAGAUUAGAUGGCUUUAGACAGAUGAGUGAGUAUUGUAAAGGUACAGAAAAUAUAUCCAUUGAUUAUUGCCAGUUUUUAGUGUAUAGUUGUAUGUAUGUCAUAUCUCAUAUUAAUGACACAUCAUUGCGAGAUGUGUCACGCCAUUGCUUGGACCAGUUUAUUGAUAUGUGUGUGAGGUUGCAACCAGUUCAACCAUCUGAAGUGAAGCAAGUAUUGAUUGACCGAUUAUUAUCCUUGGUGAAGAGUGGACUGAAAAACCCCAAAGAUGAAGUAAGAACUGACAUUUUUUUCAUUCUUCAGAAAAUUGUUCAUAAAUGUCACUCGUUGUAUGAUAAGCUAGAAGACCUUUAUAAACUUGCUAGUGAGGCAGAUGAUGACGCUGACUUUUUCUGUAACAUGAUGCACAUUCAGAGGCAUAGACGUUCAAGGGCAAUGAUGAGGCUUUCAGAUAAGUUGAAGAAUGGCUCUCUCAUUCUUUCAGAAGACACCAUCACUGAAUACCUCUUGCCUGCUUUAAGAGUUUACUUAUUCAAUGAUGCUUAUGCAAAGGAUGAUCAUUUAAUACAAGCAGCAGUUCGCUGCAUUGGUGCUUUUGCUCUACAUUUGCCUUGGCAUGCUUACAUGAGACUGUUGAAAACAUACUUGGGUAUGUUCAAGAAAAUAAAUUUGAAAUAUCUCAAAGUUUUAGUCAAAUUACUAGAGUUAUUGAUCGAUGGUUUCCAUGAAGAGGUAGAGGAAGUUAUAAUAUUGGAGGAAAAAGAAGGAAAAAAUCUCAAGGAAAACACUGAGGUGAAAGGAAAUGACAAGUUGGUGAUAAAGGAGUCUACUUUAACUAAGAAUAAAGAGUUAUUCAAGAAAGACACAAAUAAACCAUCAUGUGUGGAGGAACGUAGUGAGAAGGCAAUUGAAGGAAAGACAGAAUAUAGAGAAGUUGAGACUGCUGAUCUUCCUUUGAUGCCUGAUGGAGAGUUACUUAACAGACCCCAGAAAAUUUACCUCGCUCUUGUGAAUAACAUCAUCCCACAACUGAAAAAAACCUUGGUUGUGAGAACUAGAUCUGAUGCAAAACACAAAGUGAACAAAAGUAAAUAUCCUGAAGAUGAUGACAUUAAACGUAUUCCAUUAGCAUUUGCUCUCAUCAAGCUCAUGAAAAAGCUUCCAUCAAAGGUUCUUGAUUCUAAUGUAAAUAGUGUGCUCAUGAAAAUGCUGACUUUCUUGAAGAGCCAAUCUCAAGCUAUAAGAGAUGAAGCUCGCAAUAUGCUAGUGAAAAUCAUGAUGGAAUUGGGUGGGAAAUACUUACCAUGGCUUGUUGGUGACUUACAAAGCAUUCUAACCAAAGGGUUCCAAACUCAUGUUCUUGUAUUUACCCUUCAUUCUGUAUUGUCACACAUUCGGCCAUUAUUAAAAGGAUCUGACAUAGAUAGAUGUCUGUUAGACAUGAUAGAAAUUUGUAAAGGUGAUAUCUUAGGUUUACAAGCUGAAGAGAAAAAAGUAGCAAAGAUAACAACGAAAGUGAAAGAAGCGAGGAAUGAUAAGAGUUAUGCAAUUCUGAGUUUUACAGCAGAAUUUGUUUCAGCACAAGCUCUUGCUAACCUUUUUUUACCCUUAAAAGAUGUUCUUGCUUCAACUCAGGAUAGAAAAAUAGUUAAUAAGAUAAUCAAAUGCAUGGAUGAAAUAGCAUCUGGUAUAGAAAAAAAUGAGAACAUUACACUUACACAGAAAUCUGUUUUCAUUUAUGGAAUCUUAAAUGAAAAGUUAGUUCUCCUUACUGUCAAAGGAAAAAAGAUAAAUAGAGAAGGGAAAGGAGAGAAGAACCAGCCUUCUGAUUGUUAUUUGCUUGAGCCUGAGCCUAAAAAAGCAAGACUUGUCCCAAAAACAACAUUUGAAACUACAUCUUUUGUGUUUGUUGAAUUUGCUCUUAAGCUUCUUGCAAGUUUGCUGCGAAAAGAAAAAUUUAAUCCACAGGAAGAAGACCAUAAAAAAUUACUUGAUCCAUAUUUAGAAGUCAUGGAAAAUUGUCUCAGAUCUGAGCAUCCUGAUAUUAGUAUGCUUGCAUUGAAGUGCAUCACUCUUCUUGUCAAGUACCCUCUUCCAUCUUUAAAGAAACAGCUUGUUAAUGUUUGUAAUGAGAUGUUUGUUAUUUUGCACAAAUUUUCUUCCUCAGAACUAGCAAAAGGAAAAGUGUAUGAACUUUUACAGCUGACAUUCAGGACUUUAGCAUUCAUCAUCAAAACUGUUGAGAGUUAUUCCUUGACCUCUGAGCAAGUGCGUGUAUUGCUACAGUAUGUCCAAGAAUCCUUGGAUGACAGCAGCCAUCAGACAAUAGUUUUUGCUGUCCUACAGGCUGUUUUAGCAAGGAAGAUAGAUGCUCCAGAGCUUCACGAACUCAUGGAGUCUGUGAAGAAAAUGAGCAUUGUAUGUACUCGACAAUAUGCUCUUAACCAAGCCAGAGUAACUUAUUACUCAUACUUGUUAACAUAUCCAAUGAAAAAGAAGAAAAUAAUAGCUCAAAUCCAUUAUUAUUUAGGCAAUUUAUCAUAUUCUAUUGAAGAAGGUCGACUUUCUGCCCAAAUGUUCAUUAAUGGAGUUAUUACUAAUUUCCCUGUAAAAUUGUUCACCAAGGAGCUGGAGACAAACUUUUGGUUGAAGAUAUCAGAACAAAUUGUCAAAGAGCAGUGCAAAGAAAACAGGUCUUUGCUUCAUAAGUCACUGAAGAUAUUAUUUGAAAGAUCAGAGAGGAAGUCAUAUUUGAUUGAGCUGUGCAUGAAAUUGCUGGGUAAAGAUGAUGAAGACAUAGAAUCAUGUGCUGUGGCUAUACAGUUAAGCUGUAAAUCAUUAAGUGCAUUUCUUGAUGUGUCAUAAAGAAAUUGCCCAAAA
Molecule: messenger RNA, 7407 nt
Organism: Macrobrachium nipponense
Lineage: Eukaryota; Metazoa; Arthropoda; Malacostraca; Decapoda; Palaemonidae
Product: small subunit processome component 20 homolog
Exons: 2
Coding region: 31-7392 (2453 amino acids)
Cellular component (GO): 90S preribosome; nucleolus; small-subunit processome
Source: RefSeq, a predicted model, not a curated record